CUAUGCAUAGUUUAUUUUUUUGUCACAACUAUAACUAUUUGCGAGGUAGCAUCAUCUGGUUUGGCUGGAUUACCUUCGGUAUAAUUUUCGAGGAGUGCAAAGUGGUUUCCUCGACCGUGCUCAUGCAGCCUCAGAACUGUAUCUGAUCUCUGAUCGCAGACGACUACCAAGACCCUGACGAGAAAGCGUUCGAGAAGCUGAACAACGUCCCACAGAGGCUGUACACCACCGUGACUCCGCGACUGCAGUCUCCCGACGGUGCGAUGUACAUCAACAGUAACAACGUCGGCAACAACACACCGAAAACAGCGCGUGGCGUGUGGCAGGCCGGGGAGGUGACGUACGUGGAGCUGUCCCACGCCCGGGCGAGCUGCGCGUCUCCGCGGCGAGGCAGCGUCUCCGCCACGCCGCUCCGCCGGCAGGAGCCCGUCGUGUACGCGCAGAUCGACGCUGCCAGGAGGGGGGGCGGGGGGGAGGAGCCCUCGCCCGCCGCCCUGCCCCUCCUGCACCCCCACCACCUGGCCGGCGUCCCGCUCGUCCCCGCCCCGCAGCGCCGGGAGAGCACGGGGGUGGUUCGUCCAGCGGGCGGGGGCGGAGUCCCAGCGCCCCGCAUGACCACGACGAGGUUCUGACCGGCCUCGCUGCCCGCCGACCAGUGAGCACGCUGGCCCCUCGGGGCAGGAUGCCCCCGGCCGUGUUUCCGGCGGUCCCUCCCGCCCCACGACUGUUGUCCCCGUGUUUACUGAUACACAGUGGUUCACUGUUUCGUGCAACAUGCAAGAUUAAAAUAUGUUAAGUAAAACUACGUGUAAAAAAAACAGGCAAGUUUCAAAGGUGUUAAUGCUAAAAAAAAAAAAAAGACAGUUUUGUAAAAAAAAACUGACGUUUUUUCGAUAUAAAGUUUAUAGAUCUUGUUCAUUUAAUUCACACAUUAAACAAAAAAGCAUUUACAUGCUAGUCAAUUUAUACACAGGUAUUGGAGAUACGAAUGAACAUGCACGUUGCCUAGAUGCCGAGAGAACUGAUGAUACGUCGGUGUUUUGUUUUUUUUAUAUAUAAAUACAUAAAUUCAAAAAAGAUGACUUGAGAGUGUUCACGUCAACAGCGAUGUGGACCGCUCGACUACCUGUUAUCACAAGGACACGAAAGUGCUGCAAACGGAUGUGACACGCGAGUGACUUGCCUAUCUGACUUGCUCCACACAAUCCAUUUUUUCUAAGCAUUUUACUCAAAUUCAUUUUCUCAGGAAUGUGCAAAACAGCAUCGUUUACAUGUUCACAAAGUAACAUUCUGUAUGUCAACAUUUUAGUUUUCAUAAAAAAUUUGUAAAAAUUUAUUUUGUGCUGUAAAAAAACUUUUUAUGUAUCUAGAGUAUUUUUUGGUUGCUUUUAGACAUGCUACCAUGAAAUUUGAGUUUAACUUUUAAUACUUACAGGAUGUAACCUUGGAUGCACAAUAUAAAAGUAUUUUCACUUGUACAUACACAAAUCUACAGAGUUUAAAAAACAAUUUAGUAAAAUAUAAAAAAUAAUUAUCUUUAAACUUAGCUAAACGUCUUCAAUUUACUAAUCACAGAUUCAACUUUAAUAACAUCCUAAAAAAAAUUAUUAUUAUAUUUUGGCCAUAAAUUAUAUUUUUGUAAUUGAGGUUUGUGUGUUCUUAUAUUUAUAAAUGUUUCAUGGCUCCUUAAAUAAAUUUAAUUAUUACAAUACUAUGUUUUCACAACCCAAACUAAAUUUAUGUUCCUCUAGUAAAGUGACAAAAGGGCUCUAAUUCUACUUGUGUAUCUGGUACAAUAAUUAUUAUUAUUAUCAGUAGAGAUGGUGCCAGGAAUACAUCAGAACGAAUAGUAAAUAAAAAUAUUUUGAAAUAACUUGGCUUCAGUCUAGGCAUCGCUUAAUUUUUUCCAAAUCAGUUUCACAAAUUUGGUUUACAUGAUACUUUAUUCCAAUGUACUCGAGGAUUUGUAGAUAACUGUCAAGCCGCACCUCAAAGCACCUCAAUGAUGAACUCAAUUUUUUUUUUUUUUUUUUUUUUAAUUAUUCUUGAUGCCAUUUUUUUUUAACAGCAUCAAAAUACAUGUGGUACCAUUUUCCGUUAGGUAAAUAUAAUCCUGUAAAGUAUUGGAUACAAACCUACAAAUACAAUUAACAACAACACUGGAAAAAACUACAAACAAGAAAUAAAUAUUUUAUGUUUGAAAAUACAUCCAUCAUGACCUGUCCCAGAAAGAGAUUAUUAUUUAGAAUUUUAGUGUGCAUUUUUCCACUAUAUUUAAAUAACUUAUUUAGUCAAAAGAGCCAUGAAAAUUAAAAACAUUCUUGUCCGCUGGUGCAUUUGUUAGCAUGUGGUUGGUUUAUUGUCAACAGGUUGUGCAAGGGCAUAGAAAUAUUGUAAAUAAUUGCAUAAACUAUUGAAAGUAAGCUAUCAAAUCUGUAUGCAUACAUGCAUAAAUACUUUUUUUCUUAAACUCAGUGUUUACAGCAAUAUGCCCACAAUUUCAUGAUUACAAAAUGCAAUUACCUAACUGAAUUUUGAAAUUUUUCAUGUUUUAACAUUUUUUUGAAGUGUCUAGUCAUCAUUAAAAGCAAGUCCUGAACCACGGACCUAUGGUUCACCAGAAACACUAACCACCGAGCCAACAGCUUACACUGUAUUUUAUUUUGCACUUUGCGCUGUUUUCACACAAAUACAAGAAAUACAAUACUCACCUGAGAAAUUACUGUGCACUUCAGUUCUUGAUUUUCCAUCGAGACACACAUAAAUCUGAUACUUGAAACUCGCUACUCACUGAGAGAAGCUGGAAAUUAUACACAAGGUGUACAAUGAUGCUGAAUAUUGCAUAAUUUUACAAUAUUUUUUUGAGGCAAUGUUAAUUUGUAGCAAACUGAAAGAUUAUUAGAUUUUUACCAUACACAAUAUUAAAUAGCAAAAAAAAAAAAAUUUAUACAUGUUAAAAGAUGGAUUUAAAAACUACGUGUGAAAACAAAGGCCAAAUCAUACUGAACUUUUUUUUUCCAACUGGAAUGCCACAAAGACAUUAUUUUAAUUUUUAAUUACUUGAUGAGGCCGUUAGUGGCGGAUAGGCCUAAAUUAUUUUUGAAACAGCAAUACAUGACCUAAAAUGAAGAACCAUCUUAUCAGUUGCCUAGAUCAGGGGUCGGCAGACUGCGGCUUGCGAGCCGCUUGCGGCUUUUUUCAUAGGGUUUCACGUCUCUGCAUCUCGAUGCGUUUCACAGCACAAAAAAAAAAAAAAAAGCAGAACAAAAUGAAACAGCACAAUCACAACGCAUGUCUUCAACCUGCUUACCUGCCUCCACACUCGCCCUGGUGCUUUUUUUUAUUUUAAUAAUUAAUUAAUUAAUUAAAAUAAUUUAGGUUUUUAUGUUUUAUCGGUAGAGCUCUACUAAUGACUAAAAUAUAUAUAUUUUUUAAUUUACGCAUUUUUUUUUCAAAGUACCUUUAUUUAAAGAUUUUUAUGUUGAAUUUGUGAAUAAAUUAAUUUGAUUUGAUCUCAUAUUUUUUAUCAUCUUAAAAUUCCAUGCAGAUACAGAGAAAAUACAUGAUGCUGCACUAAAAAAUUUGAUAAUCUGUUAACAUUUGGCUGAUUUAAAUUGGAAGUCUGUUGACCCCUGGACUAGAGGAAUCCAGAAAACUCAUGGACAGCCAGAAUCAGCGUAUCUGGAUUGGGAUUUUAACAAAGCUUCUCCCAAAACAUCCUGGUUUUAUCAAUGCACCACUUCCUUUUGUACCUUUGUGAUGUACUGAUGCACAAAUAAGUUCAACAAGUAUACACUCUUAUGACUAUACUCAUACUCAUGUAAGAAAAACACAGCAACUUUAGUUUUUAGCUCUGGAUGUACAAAAAAAAAAUAAGUUGGCACAGAAAAUUCUGUCAAAAUCACUGAAUACUGCUAAAUUACCACUCAGCCUAUUUUGGUACCUUCUUUGUGCUGAAAAGAAGUAUUUAUAGUAUUUUCAAACAUUUACUUACAAAAAUAAUUUGCAAGAUUACUAACUCAAUAGCAGCUGUCUUCCAAUUUUAAAUUAUUUGUGCAACAAUUUUGAACAAAACUAUGUCAUUUGAAUCAAAAUGAUACUGUUUCGCACAUUCCAAUAAUUUCGCUCCCAUAAUAAUUGACUGUAAAAAAAGUUUACAUACUAAAACAUUUGUGUAAAAAUAAAAUGGUGUGAAAAAGACAAAGUGUUAAAAAAUUAUAUAAAAACUGUUUUACCUUGAAAAAUGUGCAUUAAUAUUAUGUAAACGUAAAUACAAAAAUUUGAUUUGUAAAUAUCAAACCUUUUUGCUGUAUAUGUAAAAUAAAAAAUAUCUUUCUUUACAUAAAAUAUAGUUUAUUUCACUCUUUUUAAGCAUCUAAAUUGCUGUGAUUUAUUGUGAAUGAAUUAAAAUAGAAUAAAAAAUUUGAUAAUAUGCUAUGAAACCAAUCUUGGUUGGUUUUACACAAAUUUUACAUUUCACAGGUGUUAUGGACGGCCAGUGUGAACACGAGCGUUGCAGCGGGAUCCAGGAAGCUUUUGUUUGUGUAGGAAAGGAAUAAAAAGUACAUUCU
Bacillus rossius redtenbacheri is the source of this 4571-nucleotide messenger RNA. RefSeq lists its product as uncharacterized. The record is from RefSeq and is a predicted model, not a curated record. The coding region runs from base 264 to 632 and encodes 122 amino acids. NCBI's taxonomy places the organism in Eukaryota, Metazoa, Arthropoda, Insecta, Phasmatodea, Bacillidae. The transcript has 3 exons.